AUGGCUGAGAUGGUAAAGUCGGUCAUUGUUGGGGAAGCAGUUAGCCGGAUUAUUUCUGGUAUUGCCCCCACCAGCAAAGACGAGGACAAAGCAGAUGAAGAAGCGUCAGGAGGUGGUGGCCUAGAGAGGCUCGAGAUGGCGCGCAUCAAAAUGGAGGCCGCACUCCAAACGUGCAACAAAUGGCAUAUCACCGACACGUCGCUCCUCCGUUGGCAAAAGAAGCUCAAGCGCACUGCCCAGGACUGUGACGACGUAGCGCGCAGAUGCAGGCAACUUUCUCGGGAAGAAGAAGAGGAGGAGCAGGUUGUAAGGAAAUCCUCAUUUCCUAGACGGAUGGCUCAUGCGACCAAGGUGUUCAUCUCCUCUUUCGUUGGCCGCGACAAUGAUCAUCGCUCUGCGGGGAGUGCCACCGCCGCUAUUGUUCGAAGAUUCGAGAGGCUUGCGGACGGUGCUGAUGAAUUUAUCAGAUAUGUUCAGCUCGGCGGGACACCACGUCAGAACCUGUUCUUCAACCCUCCCAUUGGGCAUAUCUUCACAGGCAAAAUGAUUGUGUAUCAGUUGUUGCGUCCUGGAGGUCAGUACCAUUACUUCCGUAUACGGCCAAUCAAUUUCCAGGAGCGUGGGCUGGAGGCCUUUCUAUCCUUCAUGUACCAAGAUUCUAAGGUGCCCAAGAACAGUUUUUGUCUUGGGGUCACGCUGCGUCUGUCUGAGAGUACAGACAUAAUCGGAACCAUAGUCAAGUGCUUGCGAGUUAUGACGCCUCACUUCAACUCUACGACCGACCUUGUUAUCAAGGAGAUCACCCAUCUCCCUACGCAAGAUUUCUCCUAUGUUGCACACAAGAAUCACUGGGUCCACGUCCACAGAACUUUGUCUGAAUGGUUCCGUCCAGAUCCAUUAUGUUGUCAAGGAUUCGAGCAUGACGUUGUGCCUUCUUGCCAUAGUGGCAGCGACAUCAGUAAUGGAAGCGGAAAUAAAUUGAAGUUUUCGAGCAUAUUUCCUGAACCAGUCUGCCAAGUGUUUUUCCAGUGUCACACCUCGCUAUCCGAUUACAAAAACCUGCCAGGAUCAACUGUAUUUGUUGGUCAUGACGACAAUUCAUCUUUGGAGAAUUCCCAACCAUUGAAGCUUGGAAUACUACUCAUGCCUCAUGCUUCUUUGGAGGACCCUAAGUCUGUUGGUUCCACAAUAGAAGUGAUCGAUACAGAGAAUCGACACCACCUCACACAUGUAAAUGUUCAUCUGGACCAACUCGACGAGAUGAUGAUGCCUAAGGCGAUAGACUAUCUUCAUCUUAAUGCCGAGGCUAUGUCGUACCAGGUAUGCUGGAGGUCUAACCAUGGAAGUGCUCACCUAUGCGUGGAGAAGACAAGUGCGGAAAUAAAGCUCGGAGCAUGCAGAGCCACAAGACAAGCAGGAGGAGGAGGAUCUUAG
Messenger RNA from Triticum turgidum subsp. durum (durum wheat), 1434 nucleotides. NCBI's taxonomy places the organism in Eukaryota, Viridiplantae, Streptophyta, Magnoliopsida, Poales, Poaceae. The record is from the annotation of a GenBank genome assembly.